This is a messenger RNA of Labeo rohita (rohu), 1634 nucleotides long. RefSeq names its product solute carrier family 35 member A3b (gene slc35a3b). The record is from RefSeq and is a predicted model, not a curated record. Lineage: Eukaryota; Metazoa; Chordata; Actinopteri; Cypriniformes; Cyprinidae. Gene Ontology annotation, molecular function: UDP-galactose transmembrane transporter activity. The transcript has 8 exons. Gene Ontology annotation, cellular component: Golgi membrane. Bases 250 to 1242 code for a protein of 330 amino acids. Gene Ontology annotation, biological process: pyrimidine nucleotide-sugar transmembrane transport.
GACAGAAACAUGAGUGUCAAAAAUAGAUUCACUAACGCUGAAAGCGUGAUUGAGGAAGUUUUCGUUUUAUAUGAAAUGAAUGAGAUGCAUCAGUCAGGGCUGAGUUCGUGUGUGUUGCACAUCUGCUGCGUCUCCAAUGUACUCUACGCUCAGCGCUACACAUCCAAGCUGCACUUGUGAGACCAGACUAAACAGGGACACUCGUCCCUGUCCACUGUCUCUGUGUCACUGGAUGUGUCCAGUAUCUCCAUGUCGUCCAAUACCUCACAACUGAAGUAUGUGUCUCUUGGGGUGCUGGUACUGCAGACCACCUCCUUGGUGCUGACAAUGCGUUACUCGCGCACGCUGCAGUCCGACGGGCCGCGCUACCUGGCGUCGUCUGCCGUAGUGUGUGCUGAAGUUCUUAAGAUUGUUGCAUGCAUGCUGCUUGUCUUCAAAGAUCACAGUUUCAGUGUUCGUGCACUGAAUCGGGUGUUGAAGGAGGAAAUAAUCAACAAGCCUCUGCUGACGCUGAAGUUGGCCAUUCCCUCAGGUAUCUACACCCUGCAGAACAACCUGCUCUAUGUGGCUCUGUCAAAUCUAGAUGCAGCUACCUACCAGGUUACAUAUCAGCUGAAAAUUCUCACUACAGCUCUGUUCUCUGUGUCCAUGUUGGGCAAAAAACUCGGCAUUUAUCAGUGGCUCUCACUAGUCAUUCUGAUGACUGGAAUUGCACUUGUCCAGUGGCCAACUGAAGUUACAUCAAGCACCAAAGAGUUGGAUCUGACCACCGGCUCUCAGUUGAUGGGUCUACUGGCGGUGCUUGUGGCGUGCUUCUCCAGCGGAUUUGCUGGCGUCUAUUUCGAAAAGAUCCUCAAAGAGAGCAAGCAGAGUGUCUGGAUUCGUAAUAUUCAGCUAGGUGUAUUUGGACUCAUUUUUGGACUUGGGGGAGUGUUUGCGUACGACGGAGAAAGAGUGCAGGAGAAUGGAUUCUUUCAAGGGUACACCAGUCUGACGUGGACUGUGGUGGCUCUUCAGGCUUUGGGUGGGUUAGUCAUUGCGGCUGUCAUCAAAUAUGCAGAUAACAUCCUGAAGGGCUUUGCCACAUCCAUUUCAAUCAUUCUAUCCACCCUCAUCUCUUAUUUCUUGUUGGAAGAUUUUGACCCUACUAGUGUGUUUUUCCUGGGUGCGAUGCUGGUUAUCGCUGCUACGUUUCUCUAUGGGUAUGAAAGCACACCUGCGGGCAACACUAGUAAAGUAUAGAAUCUGGGACAUGAUAUGUUAAACAACCUAAAACAAUCAUCAUGAGACGCUCUACUUCAGGUGACAUUCAGGACAACAGAACCCAUGAUGCUAUUAGAAAGUAGCACAAAAACACCCAACAAUUCAAAACAUGAACUGUCUUCUGUAUCAUUCGUUGACAGCAAUACACUAACAACACACACAACCAAAAACAGAGCUAUGAAACCCAAACUAGUUCUGAUGUAUUAGGCGGCAGGAUUGUUUGUUAAACUCAGCUGAGGAAAUCAUUUUAAGUGUGUUUACAUACAAUGGGAAUCUCUGUAACAGAGCCCCUCAAUUUCCAUGUUACAGUUUUCAUAUUUAUUUCCUGUGCCAUAUAAUGGCACACGGAGAAAGGGAGUGUUUUACUUGAA